This is a messenger RNA of Helobdella robusta, 1839 nucleotides long. RefSeq lists its product as hypothetical. The transcript is spliced from 3 exons. The record is from RefSeq and is a predicted model, not a curated record. Gene Ontology annotation, molecular function: ligand-gated sodium channel activity. NCBI's taxonomy places the organism in Eukaryota, Metazoa, Annelida, Clitellata, Rhynchobdellida, Glossiphoniidae. Gene Ontology annotation, cellular component: membrane. Bases 1 to 1839 code for a protein of 612 amino acids. Gene Ontology annotation, biological process: sodium ion transmembrane transport.
AUGUUGGAUGUCACCAGACAAGAGCUUUUGAAGUACGGAGAAAACACUUCAGUAAGAGGGAUACCAAAAUUUUUCAAAUCCAAAGACAUUUUCCUAAAACUCCUAUGGCUCGUUUUCUUCCUCGGGUCCACUGCAGUCAUGAUCUACCUCUUGGUUCUGCUCUUUACAAGGUACUACUCCUGGCCCGUUGCAUCAAAGUAUGGAGAAAAAAUUGGUCAUAAUUUAGCCUUCCCCGACAUUACAAUUUGCAAUUUGGACCCACUGGCGGAAGGAGAACCCACGGAGUUAUCGUUGAAUUUUUAUUUAGAAUUCGUGAUCAAAAACCAAAAUUUUAUGAUGGAUGCAUUGAAGGGUAGUGAUAACGACACUGAUUUUGUGGACAAAUCAAUAAAUACAGAUGAAUUUAUUAGAACAAUGUAUGACGAGAUUUUUUCAGUUCCAGGUUAUAUAUUAAAUUUAAGAAAAGAUCGUCCAAAAUCUAACGAUUGCCCAAAUUUCAUCGUCGACUGUAAUUUCUUUGGGAUGGACUGGUUUGGGAUUGAAAAUCCAUGUUCCGCAGCCAACUUUUCGAGACGUUGGAAUGCAAAUUAUUACACGUGCUACACAAUGAGAACGAGCAACUUGACGACAUCUAACCCGACAAUUAGAGGGUUAAGUUUGUUGUUGAACGUCGGUCCACCCAAUCGCAUACAAGUACCUUUCAAAUCUUCACUGACGAGUUCCCAGGCCAGAGGAGUGCAGGUGAGUGUACACAGUCCUGGCACUCCCCCUGACCUUAAGCGAGGCUUCAGUAUCGCUCCUGGAACUGAAAGUAUCGUCGACAUUGUUCAAACUGAAAGAACGCGUCAAGAUAAACCCUACAAUGAACUAGGAUGCACUCGAGAGAAAACGAUGCCUCACUCACCUACAGACAAAUACACAUCUGAUCUCUGCUUGGAAUAUUGUCAUCAAAACGUUACACAAAGUUUAUGUGGUUGUAUGUCACAUAUUUUAAGCAUACCGGACUCUUAUUUCAACAAUGUUACUCUGUGUGGAAAUUACAGUCUAUACGAUACGUCCAUAAAUGUACUAGAAUCAUUCCUAAAUACUACUUUAGAAUUGAUCUGCGCUCAUGCAUUAUUCGAUCCUAAGAUAGAAGAAAACUGUGUGAAUCAGUGUUUGAUGCCUUGUAAUGAGACUAUUUAUGAGACAUAUUAUUCAUCUACAUCCUGGCCCCAACCAUCGGUUCAACUCAGUCUAUUUCAAAAUUAUUUCGUAGAUAGUGAUUGCCUAGCUUCAAAUGCCAAUGUCAGUGCAAGAUUUGCCAACUAUCUGAAGGUUUUCAAAAAUUGCACCAAAAUUACUUGCGAGAUUCCUUACUACAGCAAUUUAACUCAAAUUGAAGAGUCAUUUUUGCAGAUCAAAUUUUUAAUGAAGCAAAACUUUCCAUAUUAUUUGGCGGAAAAUCCUGCAUACUCUUGGGACGUGAUGGUUGGAACAGUUGGAGGAAUGUUGUCCCUAUGGUUGGGGAUCACGGCCGCGAGUGGGGUUGAAGUAAUAGAGCUGGUCUACAUGCUGUUCAAACGUUGUUGGGAGAAGAAAAAAUCAAAGUCGAGGACAAAAGAAAUGACUAGCACUGCGGAAAAUAUUUCGUCGAAUGGGGAAAGAAUGCCUUCGGAUGGUACUCAACUUGAUAAAAUUUCUGCUUCUGCUACAAAUAGAAGCAAAACAUCAAACAACGCUACUGAUCAUGGUCAGAGAUCGGAUUUAGAUCUAUUUGAGCAAUUUUACAUCAAUAACAGAGGAUCUAAGAAUAAAAUUAAAAACUCAGCUAACGGCUACUUGUCGGAAAUUUCCUAA